Penicillium chermesinum is the source of this 1434-nucleotide messenger RNA. RefSeq lists its product as uncharacterized. The record is from RefSeq and is a predicted model, not a curated record. Lineage: Eukaryota; Fungi; Ascomycota; Eurotiomycetes; Eurotiales; Aspergillaceae. The transcript is spliced from 3 exons. Bases 1 to 1434 code for a protein of 477 amino acids.
AUGACUGCUGCACCGCCGGUGCCUCAUACUGUCCCCGACAGUGUGAAUGGAGGCCCUCACUUGGCCAACAGUCUCCCACGUUACCAUCCCAUCGCCAUGAACCCCAACCCGCCCUCCCAUCCAAUGCCUCCGCCAGACCAAAUGGUACAGAACCAUCACUUUCGCCAUUUCGCUCCACCGCCGUUGCAUGAUCCUCAUGCUGGCCCUCCACCAGUCCCGCCGUCACCAGCUCCGUCAUCUUUGGACCAGAUCGAAGCGCGAUUGAGGCAGCUGGAGCACGAGGAGAUGAAUCGAAUGGCAACCCGUACGCACCUGCUAGCCAUCCGCAAGCGUGAGGAUGAAGAAUUUCGAAGAAUGACCGAGAGUGCAGAAGCUGAGGAGGAGGACCUCCGCAGGCAACGGAAGAGGCUUAAGAGGGAAUCUAUGGGCUUGGGACCCAAUGGAGCUGGCGACUCGCCUCCAUUGCGCCCUACUCCUCCACGGCGGCUGUCAGAGACCAGUGCUGCUACGACGCUCGCGUUUUUCAAACAACAAAGUCCUCCAGAGCCCCGCCAGACUCCGCUGCCACCUGUAUCACAGACGCCACAACCUCCACCUCAUAUGCCGCCGCCAGUCCACCUUCAUCAGCAUCCCCAUGGACCACCACCUCCACCCCAGCAUCCAUCUCAACUCCCGCCGCAUUCUCAACCUCAACAUCAUGCUCACCCACCACUCCCGCAGCAUCAUCAGCAUCCCAUUGUCGCACACGAUGCCUCAAACGGCACCGGUCCUCUCCGACGUAAACAAAAAUACACCAUCAAGAACGUAGAGGCAUGGGGCGAGCGCCACGGCCGCCCAGCUGCCCACGACCCGUCAGGUCGCGCAUUGUGGAAGCGUCCCUCCGAUGGCAGCCUAGUAUAUCUGACCUGCCCAAUCCAGGGCUGUGGCAAAUCAGACUUCGUCACCCUGCACGGCUUCAUGUGCCAUCUGACAAAGAAGCACAAGGACCGCACUCUAGGCAGCCAGUCGCGCGCCCUGGAAUUAUGUGGCAUUGUCUACGACCCCAAUGCUCCGCUACCCCCUGUCGCCGCACCCCACCGCGGUUCUACCGACGACAGUCAGGGUGGCUCGGCUCUGCUAGACCGUGAGGACGAGACAGGCGAGGGCGACGAGUCCGACUACGACGAUGUCGAGGACUCCGAGCCCUACCCCGUCAAGACGGAGGGCGUGGACCGCGAUCACCCCGUGCGUGAUGUCCAAGCAACGCCUGGCGCGCGGGACCUUUCCCCCUCCCCAAACCCAGAGGCGCCGGCUUCUUUGCCGCCUUCGGAGUCAGUGUCACAGACUCAUACUCCUUUGCCGGAGCCGGCGGUGCCCGCGAAGCGAAAGUUCGAGUAUUCGCCUGACAAGGAGAAUGCCGAGCCUAAUUUGAAUGAGCGGUUUCCUGCUGAGUAG